Molecule: messenger RNA, 207 nt
Organism: Protopolystoma xenopodis
Lineage: Eukaryota; Metazoa; Platyhelminthes; Monogenea; Polystomatidea; Polystomatidae
Source: the annotation of a GenBank genome assembly
AUGGCCCAAUCUAGGGCAAGUCUGGAAGGCUCUUCGUGGGUCCGUCAAUGGGUCGCGAAAGUCUUCCGGAAGUGCACGUCGCACGCCCCCGUGCGUCGACGUGGCGCAGGUGCCUUGCGUCAGAUCGGCCGGUCGUCGACGGACAAAACGGGUCGUCGCGCAGCGAAAAAGUGCUCGAGCCCAACUGUCGCCGGCGAAGCGACUUGA